GUUUUUCGGAAUUCUACCUUGAACCAAAUAAUCAUUAACAUUUUUGUUCAAGAUAUUUUCCUUCUUCCCCUCAGGCAUUGGAGAAGCCAUUCGUCAUCAUGCUUGUUAAUUAUGACGACGAUGUUAUUCUUCUUACUUGUGCAAGUGGCAAGCAAUGUUCCAAGCUGAUUCCUCUUCUCUACAACAAGUGGAAACAACUGCGGCUCGCUGUGAAUAGUGCUGCGUCGGAAGAGUGCCUGAAGGCAAUGUAUCCUAAUGCGACCGUUGUGCGAGCGGACAUGGCUCGUAUUGACGAUGCGCGGCGUCUACUGUCGGGGGUAACCAGUAUUCUUUACAUAGGACCGUCUAUUCACAGUCAUGAAACUGAAAUUGGAUAUAACAUGAUCGACGCUGCACGCAAUGAAUUUGAACAUGGUAAUCUUAAGCACUUUGUUUACUCGUCUGUGCUGCAUCCGCAACUUCGCAAGUUGCCCAAUCAUGAUUGCAAGCGUUAUGUUGAAGAGUACCUGAUUGAAUCCGGACUCAACUACACUAUUAUCCAACCAAGUCAUAUCCUAGAUCAGUUUUCAGUUGACAAAGUACUGCAAUCACGAGAACCUGUCCUCCCUGUCAACUUCGAUCCGCAGGUCACAUUCUCAUUUACGGCCCUGCAGGAUCUUGCGGAAGCAUUCGCGUGCAUCCUCGAGGAGAGAGGGAGGCAUUACCUGGCACAGUAUACUGCUUGCUCCACUAGACCAACCUCCUAUGCCGACAUUGCAAGGAUGCUGGGCGAGCAAAUCGGCAAGUCUAUAGAGAUCAAGCAGGAGGACUACUUCACAGCCGCAAACUGGUUUCAAAACAUGUUUCGUGCGAAGAACGGUGACGUGCCACCAGCUACCCGUGAUGCAAUCCAUCGACUGCUGCUCUACUACAAUUUUUAUGGAAUCAAAGGCAAUCCGAAUGUGCUAGCGUGGUUGAUUAAACGAGAACCCACCACUAUCAAGGAUUUUCUCCAUCAGCGUGUCUCGGAAUUUUGGGCAUCCAAAUAA
This is a messenger RNA of Aspergillus eucalypticola CBS 122712, 1028 nucleotides long. RefSeq names its product NAD(P)-binding protein. Lineage: Eukaryota; Fungi; Ascomycota; Eurotiomycetes; Eurotiales; Aspergillaceae. The coding region runs from base 99 to 1028 and encodes 309 amino acids. The record is from RefSeq and is a predicted model, not a curated record. The transcript has a single exon.